CAGCUCACUGUUUCUCCUACAUUUCUGAUUCAAUCUGAGGCUGAGUAGGAAAUUAACUGAAAUAACUUGCACGAUGCCCAUCAAGAGACAGCAGGCCACGCCCACUUCCACCAGAAUGAACCUGAGAAGCUACAGGAACUCCGCCCUGGUUCCGAUGGAGUCUUCUUCAUCUGAGGACAGCUGUGAUAGCUUUGCUUCUGAUGGCUUUGCACCCAUGAAAAGGCCUCUCCGGCAGACUAGAAGCUCCCCUAGAAUCUCAUCUUUAAAGGAAAAAGUCACUGGAACCCCACCAGUGUCUGAGGAGGAAGCCUGUAGUGACUUUGAGGAGAAUGAAUUUAGUAAUGACAUGAAUUCUAUGAAAAUGGAUUCAGACUCUGAGAUGUCACAGCCCCAGAAGAGAGCUCGUCGCUCCUUUACUCUUCAGGUGGCCAUGAAGUUUCCCACCAAAAAAGCUAAUCGGAAAGAAUCAGCAAACCAUGAGCCAGUUUCUGAACCCAAAGAGAGACAACCAGACUCGGAUGAAGAGGAUUUUAUUGCAAAGAGAGCACUGAACAUUAAAGAAAACAAAGCUGUGUUGGCUAAACUAAUGUCCGAGUUGAAUAAAAUGCCUGGAAUGUUCCCCAAAGAGGCAUCAUUAUCUGCAGCCAAUACACCUCGUCGUGUGCCCUGCCGUUCUCUCGGAACCCCUGGAAAUCGAAGGCAGAAUCCGGAACGCUCGUCACGUCCUCGCACUCGCUCUCGCUUGCUCCUGGAGGGUCCAGCCUCUCCCGCUCCUGAAGAAGAGUCUGAGGACCGGUUUAGCCUGGUGCGCAAGAGCCGACACAGUGAGGAUGAUUAUGACGAUGAAGUGCCGGAGCCACGUCGUAGGCGAACCUACACCGGUGCUCUUGCCAUCCCUCACGUGGUGAGGCCUGUUGAGGAUAUUACCCAAGAGGAGCUUGAAAAUAUCUGCGACAACGCUAGGGAGAAGAUCUACAAUCGUGCCACUGGUAGCACCUGUCAUCAGUGUCGUCAGAAGACAAUUGACACCAAGACUAACUGCCGCAACCCUGAAUGUGUGGGGGUCAGAGGUCAGUUUUGUGGCCCCUGUCUGCGUAACCGUUAUGGAGAGGAGGUCUGUGAUGCACUGCUGAAUCCGGACUGGCAGUGCCCCCCAUGCAGAGGCAUUUGUAACUGCAGCUUUUGCAGGGCCAGAGAUGGCCGCUGUGCUACUGGUGUGCUUGUCUACCUGGCAAAAUACCACGGCUAUGACAAUGUCCAUGCUUAUCUGAACAGCUUGAAGAAAGAGCUGGAGGAGAGUGAAGAGCACUAAUGGUGACGACUGAUUUUCUCCACUGUAAUUGUUGGAUUGUGUUUUUCCAAGGUUGGAAGAUGUGCAGAUUUCUGUGCCUUUUCAGUAGAUGACAAAGUCUAUAAGAUUUUAAUUUACAUUGUUUUAAAUGUAAUGCUGCCAAAUGCCAUUUAAUGUAAGUGACAGCAUUUGUUUUUAGCUGUUUGGUGUCUCACAGUUUUUUUUUUGUUUUUUUAAAUCGGUAGUUCAACCCAAGAUGGAUCUGCUACUUAAAAUAAAAUCUAAGUUAGACUUCAGUUGCACAGUUUUAAAGGUGCAUCAACAAGUAAAUAUCAUUUAAAUAGUAUUUUUUUGUAGUAAUAGUAUUUUUGCUAUUAAAUGUUGAUUAGCAAAGUGUUUCACCAAUUAAGUUGUUUUUAAUUCCUUGUGGUUUGUAGUUGGAUCAUUAAAAUGCUCUGCUUGCAAUGAUUCUCAUUAAUAACCCUCCUUACACACUCACUCCCACCAGGAGCUGUGCAGUAAUUUUGGACUCUUCUUUGUAUUGUUUUAACAAGCUUACACUGAUCAGCCAUAACAUUAAAACCACAUCCUUGUUUCUCCACUCACUGUCUAUUU
Messenger RNA from Trichomycterus rosablanca, 1906 nucleotides. RefSeq names its product cell division cycle associated 7a (gene cdca7a). Gene Ontology annotation, biological process: regulation of DNA-templated transcription. NCBI's taxonomy places the organism in Eukaryota, Metazoa, Chordata, Actinopteri, Siluriformes, Trichomycteridae. The transcript is spliced from 10 exons. Gene Ontology annotation, cellular component: nucleus. The record is from RefSeq and is a predicted model, not a curated record. Bases 74 to 1312 code for a protein of 412 amino acids.